GGGAUGUCCGCUCGGCACUGUGACUGGUACGGCUUCGCCAACGAGCUGAUUGCGGAUAAUGACGCCGAGGUCUGUCUGAUCGACCACAGAGGCGUCGGUUUUUCGGUGGACGAGGAUGAGGAGAUGUUGCCACCCGCCGGUCAUAUGAGUGCCGGCUCUGAGCAAAGCAGAUCUCCUUCGUCCUCCUCUUCGUCUUCGAGAGGUGGAAAAAAUGAGAAUAAACCUCCAAGUACUACUUUUUUCUCUACCGCGCGGGAGCUGGUUUCCCGGGAUUUUUGGUCCAAUUCCUCUAUGGAAGCCUACGCGGAAGACGUGCUCGACGUGAUACUUCACGGCUGUAAAUGGACAAAAUUCCAUCUCAUGGGCCUGAGUCUCGGCGGGAUGAUUGCGCAGAAGUUAGCGCUACGGAUCGCGAACAUGGACAACAUUAGCGAUCAAAAUAGUAAAUCACCAAGGUCAACAAGAACAGUACACAAUCUGGAGAUCGAAUCUUUAUCCUUAAUAACGACCAGUGGGGAGCUGCAUUUUGGGUUCAGUGCGCGGGGUUUGGCCCCGCUUUUCUACAACAUGUUCCGGAUGACCGCAGCGCGAACGAGCGAGAAGGCGGGACGAGGGGAAAAGAAGAAGAAGAAGAAGCAGGCGAUUGCCCCUGCUGUGCCUCAACAAAGCGAAUCAGCAACAGUCGCAGGGGUCGCUCCCUGUCCCAAAAGGACUACAGUCGGGGUAGCGACAAGAAGAAGUGGCGACGCAACUGCUGAUGACCAGACGAAAAAUCUGCCGCAAAUGCCCCCGGCUAGAGAGCUUCUAUCGGAAAAAGCACGGAAGUCUUGGGAAACUGCGUUGCAAUACUUAAAACUGCUGUACAGUGAGGAGUACUUGGAACAACGCGCGGAAUUUUCUCUAGAAGAGCUCCGUGAACAGUUUGAAGAAAGGCAUACCCCAUUUGUAGUGCCCCCGCAGCAAGAGGAGCUCAGUUCCAAAAUGAGUUCUACCGCAGCUUCCCAUGAUGCGACUGCGGAUGUGGAGACAGGCCAGCAUCUUCGAGACCAGCGACAGGACCACUCGGAACAAGACCCCUCAAUUACCACGCUCUUCGAGAAAUUUGUGCAAAUCUUGCUCUACUUGAUGAAAAAGAAUUUGAAGGAAGUGGUAGCUGAUGUUGCAGACGGGAACAAGGACGACUCAACAGAGCCGGCACAUUCUUAUCCAAGCGGUAGUGACACUGAGAGUGGCGAUAAUUCUGGCGCGGAAGAUGAUCACGGGAAAAAUAGCAUGUCUUCGACCACGCACGCCGAACAACGGCACGAAAAACUUCGGAAAACGCGUUUCUCUUGGUAUGACAGUGCACAACCCUCCCUCCCCUCAUUUGUCAUGCAAAAUACCCCAUCCACCCUUUGACUCUUAGCACUGUUUGCAUGACAAGUUCUGGCUGCCUCAAUAGCACUACACUCCCGUGCAAAUUUGUCAUGCAAAAUCGGCAUUCUUGCUUAGGCUUGUAUUGCCGUUCAUGCGAUACAAAUGAGGGGGAGGGGGAGUUGUGCACUGUCAUACUUGGUCCUCCACAAUAACGACCCUAGCCUGGCUUAUGGCUCGCUCCAGGGUGGUCGACGAGGAAGAGAUUCUCGACUUCGCUGCGAAUCAUUCCCGAAAUUUGACGCAAAGGCUGGAAUCCGUCGCGAACAAGCUGCCGUUUGAAAAGAAAAAGCAGGAGGAUCACGACGAAAUAAAUCCCUCAACAAGUAGAAAAAGCCAUUAUCUCACCACCGUCAUCGUCCCCUCCACCGCUUUCAAGAUUGUGCUCAAACAGAUGAAAGCCGGGCUUUUCUUCUCCAAACUAACGGCGGAAGAGAGUAGGAAAAUCAGGUCCAAGGUGAAAAAAAUUUCCGUGAUAGGCGCCAGUUUGGACAAAAUCCUUCCGGAGCACGCGUCGCAGGCGUUGGCGGUGGAUUUGGAAGCCGAUUUAUUCGUUCGGUUCGAAAACAGCGGCCAUAUGCUGUUCGACGAGCAUCGAUUGGUGUGUACGACGGUGUUAAAAGAGUGCGUUUUGAUGAAGACGGGAACAAUAGAACCUAGUACUUCAUCUUUUGUAAAGCCGGUGGAAGUUCGUGUUCUUCGACCAAAGAGAGGACCUGCUUUUGCGUACAAUUCCACUGCCCCAUCAACAUCUACCUCCAGACUCCUGAGGGAAGCCCUUCUGAAGAAGCCAUCUCCAGACCACGAAACCUCUGCGAUUCAGCAGGUAAACACGAAGAUCGACUCUGGCGCCCCCUCGGUGCCAUGUGAAGUCGUGGAGAUCGAUACUGGAAAAACUGGCUUCGCUCUGUUUGACCUGGAAUCUGCAAAGCUGGUGGUGUCGACGCGCGGGAGUCAUCAGAAAAAUGUCGUUGGCUCGAUGAAGAACAGCGCAUGGAGAUGGAGCACAGAUGGCAAGGCUAAGCUGUGAAGAAAAAUGUUGUGAAACGGACGACCACGGGGCUCUUGUCUAGCAGAGGCUGCUUCCAGUAGAAACUGGAUGAGUGCAAAUGAAUUUUGGUUCUCCCACAGCAUGAUGUGAAAAGACCACAUUGUGAAAGAUCGCAAUUCAGGUAGAUGCUGAUUUCUCAAGCGGUUCCG
Amoebophrya sp. A120 is the source of this 2613-nucleotide messenger RNA. Lineage: Eukaryota; Dinophyceae; Syndiniales; Amoebophryaceae. The record is from the annotation of a GenBank genome assembly.